UUCCAUAGCCGCCCGAGUUGCAUUGUCGGAAGCGCACGGGCUACAUACACCUCACUCAAAACGAGCUCCAUCGUAUUGCCAUCUUCCACCAGAUCGCCUUCCUGACAACAUCACCCCGUCUUUCAAGAUAUCGUAAAAGCGAACAGUACCGGCAGUGAUGGCGCCUCCUCAGUGUCUCUCAGGCGACAAGGCCGCAAUAGACGAGUUCCUGGACAGAUUCGACGUUUUCCUCUUCGACUGCGAUGGCGUCCUUUGGUCGGGCGAUCAUGUCUUUGACAAGGUCCCAGAGACACUCCAAAUGUUGAAGAGUAAAGGAAAACAAGUCGUUUUCGUCACCAACAAUAGCACAAAAUCCCGUGCCGACUACAAGAAGAAAUUUGACAAACUCGGCAUACCUGCUGAGGUGGACGAGGUUUUUGGUUCCUCGUAUAGCGCCGCCGUCUACAUUGCUCGCAUCCUCAAGCUACCCGCACCCAAGAACAAGGUGUUUGUGCUGGGCGAGUCUGGUGUGGAACAGGAGCUCGAGUCCGAGGGCGUCCCUUUUAUUGGUGGUACGGAUCCUGCUUAUCGCCGUGACAUUCGAAACCCAGAAGACUUUGAGGCCAUAUCCGAUGGCACCCUCCUCGACCCCGACGUUGGUAUUGUACUCAGUGGGCUAGACUUCCACUCCAACUAUCUGAAGACAGCAAUCGCCUUCCAGUACCUGCAGCGUGGAGCCGUCUACCUUGCGACAAACAUCGACAGCACACUGCCCAUGGCGCGCACCUUUUUCCCGGGCGCUGGCGCAUCUGGUGCGGCGCUUGAAAAGGCAAUCGGAAGGGCACCGCUGUCUCUAGGCAAGCCGAGUCAGGCUAUGAUGGAUGCGGUGGAGGGCAAGUUCAAGUUCGACCGCAGCAGAACCUGCAUGAUUGGAGACAGACUGAACACAGACAUCCAGUUUGGUAUAGACGGCAAGCUAGGAGGGACGCUGGCUGUUCUGACUGGUGUGAGUAAGAAGGAAGACUUCUUGGCCGAGGGUGCGCCGACGGUUCCCACGGCAUACGUUAACGCUUUGGGCGACUUGAUGGGUUGAAUGAUCUGCGCAGCCAACAAGCAUGCAUCUGAUAUCGAUAGACGGGCAUAGACGGCAGAAUACAUCAGAGAUAGAAGUGAUAGAAGAGUUGAGUCCAUGUAUACGG
Messenger RNA from Exserohilum turcica Et28A, 1178 nucleotides. RefSeq lists its product as uncharacterized. The transcript has 6 exons. The coding region runs from base 158 to 1072 and encodes 304 amino acids. Lineage: Eukaryota; Fungi; Ascomycota; Dothideomycetes; Pleosporales; Pleosporaceae. The record is from RefSeq and is a predicted model, not a curated record. Gene Ontology annotation, molecular function: phosphoglycolate phosphatase activity; alkaline phosphatase activity.